GCCCGCUCCAAUAACCAGUGACAAGGUGUUGGACUCUGGCCACGGCGCAACGUCUCGGCCGUCCCUUCCAGUCCGAGCAGAGGCAGUGGGCUCCGGGUGCCGAUCCGAAUCCGGUUUCGGGUUCUUCAGCUGCCGAGGUCAGUACGGGCGGGGAGCCAGCAAGUGAGCAGCAUGUCGGCGAACGGGACGAACGGCCCUGGCCACAGCCACCCGAAGGUGCUGACCCUGGGCUCGAUGAACCAGCAGGUGAAGAAGGUGCAGUAUGCCGUGCGGGGUUCCAUCGUGCUGCGGGCAGCAGCCAUCGAGAAGGAGCUGCAACAGGGUGUCAAAAAACCUUUCUCGGAAGUGAUCAGAGCCAACAUUGGGGAUGCACAUGCCAUGGGUCAGAAGCCCAUUACCUUCAUCCGACAGGUCCUGGCCAUCUGCACCUACCCUCAGCUCCUGUGUGAUCCUGAACUACCUGAAGAUGCCAAGUCAAGGGCAAGGAGAAUCCUCGACAGCUGUGGGGGAAACAGCAUGGGUGCCUACACCGCGAGCCAGGGCAUCGAGGCCAUUCGGCAGAGUGUGGCCAAGUAUAUCGAGAGACGGGACGGCGGAAUCCCAUCAAACCCGGACGACAUCUUCCUCUCAACGGGGGCCAGUGAUGCCAUCAUGACCACCCUGAAGCUGCUGGUGUGGGGCGAGGGGCGACAGCGGACAGGGGUGAUGAUCCCCAUUCCCCAGUACCCCCUGUACUCGGCUGCGAUCUCCGACCUGGCUGCCGUGCAGGUCAACUACUACCUGGACGAGGAGAACUGCUGGGCGCUGAACAUCGGGGAGCUGCGCCGGGCACUGCACGAAGCCCGGCAGCACUGCACGCCCAGGGUGCUGUGCACCAUCAACCCUGGCAACCCCACAGGCCAGGUACAGAGUCGGCAGGUGAUAGAAGAAGUGAUCCGAUUCGCCGCUGAGGAGAAGCUGUUCCUAAUGGCAGACGAGGUGUAUCAGGACAAUGUCUAUGCUGCUGGCUGCCACUUCCACUCAUUUAAAAAGGUGCUCUUCGAGAUGGGACCCCAGUUCUCUGACGUGGUAGAGUUGGCUUCCUUCCACUCUGUCUCCAAGGGUUACAUGGGGGAGUGUGGUUACCGUGGCGGUUAUGUGGAGUACGUGAACCUGGACCCUGGCGUGAAGGCGGAGUUGGUGAAACUGGUGUCGGUGAGACUGUGUCCCCCCGUGAGUGGGCAGGCCGUCAUGGGAGUGAUCACCGAUCCUCCCCAGCCUGGGGAGCCCUCGCACCAAACCUUCCUGAAGGAGAAGACCACUGUGCUGAAUUCCUUGGCAGAGAGGGCCCGUCUAACAGAAGAGAUACUCAGCGGGGUCCCCGGAAUCCGCUGUAACCCCGUGCAAGGAGCCAUGUACUCGUUUCCCCGUAUCGACAUCCCACCCAAGGCCAUGGAGGCAGCAAAGGCCGCUGGACACCCGCCCGACAUGUUCUUCUGUAUGCAGUUGCUGGAGGAGACGGGGAUCUGCAUUGUUCCCGGCAGUGGUUUUGGACAGGCGGAGGGGACAUACCACUUCAGGAUGACCAUCCUGCCCCAGACGGACAAACUGAAGGCCCUCCUCGGCAAACUCAAGUGCUUCUACCAGAAGUUCUGCCAACAAUAUGCGUAGACACGGCUGCUCACUCACUGGCCGCGAUCCUCCGGACCCAACAUCGACACUGAGUAUAACAGACCAACAGCACACCCUCAUGGACUGGAUGGAAGUGGAGAUCACCACGGAGAUCGGAUCGGACCUUACAGUGUGGCUGAGAUGGCGGGGGGCAGGGGCUGCUUUUUAAUGAGGGCGGAUUGAACUGCACUGAAGGGAUGGAGUAGAUUUUAUGCACAAUUGGGGUAGAAGUUCUCCAAACAACCUCAAAGCCGUGUAUCGGUGCAGUGGCUACUCCUGUUCCCCUCCCUGAGGGGGUAGGUGCCGUUAGACGGGCCACAGACAGAGUUUACAGCGUCUGGUUCUCUCUGGUCCAAGUACACCUUAAAGUUCCCUCAUUCUGGACUCCAGGAACCAGCCACAGUACCGAUCCACCCAGUGCACUCCACCUUCCGAAACUCUGCAACCAUGGAAAUGUUAAUAAAUUAUCCAUCGCGUCCAAGGAGGCCUGUUGAAUUCGUUUGAAACUAGUUUUCACAUGGAAAGUAAAAAUCUACUCUUACAAUGCAGAAAUAGUCCCCUCAGUCCAUCUAGUCCAUACUGGCCCAGUCUGCCAAGUCCCCACUUGCCUGCACCCAGACCAUGGCCCUUCAUACCCCUCUCAUUCAUGAAUGUACCUAUCCAAACUUCUCAGGGUUGAAAUCAAACCCAUAUCCACCACUAGCAGCUCGUUCCACACUCUCACCACCCUCUAAGUGAAGAAGACCUCCAUCAGGUUCCCUUUAAACAUUUCACCUUUGUCUCUUAACUAUUUCUAGUGUCAUCUAACUCGUGGAAAAAGCCUGCUUGCAUUUACCCCAUCUAUGCCCCUCUUAAUUUUGAUUACCUCUAUCAAAUCUUCCCUCACUUUCCUUCACUCCAGGGAAUAAAGUUCUAGCCCAUUCAACCUUUAACUCAAGUCCUCAACUACCGGAAACAUCCAUGUAAACUUUCUCUGCACUCUUUCAAGUUUAUUAAUAUCUCUCCUGCCGGUAGGUGACCAGACUAUGCACAAUACUUCAAAUUCGACCUCACCAUCAUCUUAUAAAGCUUCACCAUUGCAUCCUAACUCAAAAUCAGAAAAUCAGGUUUAUUAUCGUGGACACAAGUUGUGAAAGUUGUUGUAAUGCAACUGCAGUACAGUGCAAUACGUCAAAAGCACCAUGUUACAAUAAGAAAGGUAUAAAUAAAUAAGGAGCAAACAGGUCCUGCUGAAGAUCUCGACGCCAAAUGUUGACUGUACUCUUUUCCAUAGAUGCUGCCUGUCCUACUGAGUUAGGGACAGGCGGCAUUUUGCGUGUGUUGCUCAGAUUUCCAGCACCUGCAGAUGUUCUCUUGUUAGUGAAACAAACGGAUAGAUAGUUUGAGGACAGCAUGUGUUCAUGGGUUCAUUGUCUAUUUGGAAGUCUCUUGGUGAAGGGGGAGAAGCUGUUUCUGAAACAUUGAGUGUGUGUCUUCAGGUCCUGAACCUCCACUUUGAUGGUAACAAUGAGAAGAGGGCAUGUCCUGGGUGGUGGGGUCAUUUCACAAUGGAUGCCACUUUUUUGAAGCAUCACCUGUUCAAGGUGCCCAUGAUGGUGCUGUCUAAGAUUACAACCCUCUCCAGUCCUGAUCUCUCCAGUCUUGGCCCGAAAUGUCCACUGUACAUAGAUGCUGCUUGGCCUGCUGGGUUCCUCCCAGGAUGGGUCUUCAGAGAUGUUGACACCCAGAGUGUGAAACUGCUCACCCUUUCCACUGCUGACCCCUCGGUGCAGACUGCUGUGUGUUCUCCUGACUUCCCCUGCCUGAAAUGUACAAUCAGUUAAUGGCUUUUACUGACGUUGAGUGCAAGAUUGUUGUUGCGACAGCACUGAACCAGCUGACCUAUCUCAUUCCCUUACGCUCCCUCAGCACCGUCUGAAAUUCUGCUGACAACAGUUGUGUCAUCAGUGAAAAUAGAUGGCAUUUGAGCUAUGCCUAGCCACACAGUCAUGGGUGUACAGAGAGAGCCCUGAGCUAGGCAUCCUUGAAGUGCUGAUUGUCAGUGAGGAGGAAACGUUACCAACCCUCACUGACCAUGAUCUAUCAAUGACAAAGUCAAAGAUCCAGUUGCAGAGGGAAGUACAGAGCUACAAGUUUUGAAGGUUAGAACUCCUUAAUCUUUGACCAAUGAUUUGACCAGCAGCCGAUCUCGACAUCGGAAGUUUGGAGAGGAGGGGACUUCCACCAGGUCCACUGCCCGAGUAUAAAAGACAGCAGUGGUUGCCACAGCAAAAAAGAGCCCUGAAUCAUAGAAUCAUAGAAAGCUACAGCAUAUUACAGCCCUGCAGCCCACACUGUUGUGCCGACCAUGUAACCUGCCCUAGAAACUGCCUAGAAUUUCCCCAGUGCAUAGCCCUCUGUUUCUCUAAGCUCCAUGUACCUGUCUAAGAGGCUCUUAAAAGACGCUAUUGUGUCCACUGUACCACUAUCACUGGCAGUGCAUUCCACGCACCCACCACUCUCUAUAUGAAAAACUUAACUCUGACAUUCACAUUGUACCUACUUCCAAGCACAUUAAAACUAUGCCCCCUUGUGUUAGCCAUUUCAGCCCUGGGAAGAAGUCUCUGACUAUCCACAUGAUCAAUGCCUCUAACCACUUUAUACACCUCUAUCAGGUCACCUCUCAUCCUCUGUCACACCAAGAAGAAAAGGCCAAGUUCACUCAACCUAUUCUCAUAAGGCAUGCUCUCCAAUCCAGGCAACAUCCUCUGCACCCUUUCUAUGGUUCCCACAUCUUUCCUGUAGUGAACACAAUACUCCAAGUGGAGUCCAGCCAAGGUCUUAUAUAGCUGUAACACUACCUCACGGCUCUUGAACCCAACCCCAUAGCUGAUGAGGGCCAUCACACCAUACGCCUUCUUAACAGCAUUGUCAACUUGUGCAGCAGUUUUCAGUGUCCUGUGGUCAUGCUCUUUGGAAGAAAGGGUUGGCUAUUUUCUAAAUGGAGAGAAAAUACAAUAAACUGAGAUGUAAAGGGACUUGGGAGUCCUUGUGCAGGAUUCCAUCAAGGUUGAGUCUGUGGUGAGGAAGGCAACUGCAAUGUUAUCAUUCAUUUCAAUAGACAAUAGGUGCAGAAGUAGACCAUUCGGCCCUUCGAGCCUGCACCGCCAUUCUGAGAUCAUGGCUGAUCAUCUACUAUCAAUAUCCGGUUCCUGCCUUGUCCCCAUAACCCUUGAUUCCCCUAUCCAUAAGAUACCUAUCUAGCUCCUUCUUGAAAGCAUCCAGAGAAUUGGCCUCCACUGCCUUCUGAGGCAGUGCGUCCCACACCUCCACAACUCUCUGGGAGAAGAAGUUCCUCCUCAACUCUGUCCUAAAUGACCUACCCCUUAUUCUUAAACCAUGCCCUCUGGUACUGGACUUUCCCAGCAUCUGGAACAUAUUUCCUGCUUCUAUCUUGUCAAAUCUUUUAAUAAGCUUAUAUGUCUCAAUCAGAUCCCCCCUCAAUCUCCUUAAUUCCAGCGUGUACAAGCCCAGUCUCUCUAACCUCUCUGCGUAAGACAGUCCGGACAUCCCAGGAAUUAACCUAGUGAACCUACGCUGCACCUCCUUCACAGCCAGGAUGUCCUUCCUUAAGCCUGGAGACCAAAACUGCACACAAUACUCCAGGUGUGGUCUCACCAGGGCCCUGUACAAAUGCAAAAGGAUUUCCUUGCUCUUGUACUCAAUUCCCUUUGUAAUAAAGGCCAACAUUCCAUUAGCCUUCUUCACUACCUGCUGCACUUGCUCAUUCACCUUCAGAGACUGAUGAACAAGUACUCCUAGAUCUCUUUGUAUUUCUCCCUUACCUAACUCCACACCGUUCAGAUAAUAAUCUGCCUUCCUGUUCUUGCUCCCAAAGUGAAUAACCUCACACUUAUUCACAUUAAACGCCAUCUGCCAAGUUUCUGCCCACUCACCCAGCCUAUCCAAGUCACCUUGAAUUCUCCUAACAUCCUCAUCACAUGUCACACUGCCACCCAGCUUAGUAUCAUCAGAAAACUUGCUGAUGUUAUUCACAAUGCCUUCCUCUAAAUCAUUGACGUAAAUCAUAAACAGCUGUGGUCCCAAUACCGAGCCCUGUGGCACCCCACUAGUCACCACCUGCCAUUCCAAGAAACACCCAUUCACUGCUACCCUUUGCUUUCUAUCUGCCAACCAGUUUUCUAUCCAUGUCAAUAUCCUCCCCCCAAUGCCAUGAGCUCUGAUUUUACCCACCAAUCUCCUAUGUGGUACCUUAACAAAUGCCUUCUGAAAGUCAAGGUACACCACAUCCACUGGAUCUCCCGCGUCUAUCUUCCUGGUUACAUCCUCGAAAAACUCCAAUAGAUUAGUCAAGCAUGAUUUGCCCUUGGUAAAUCCAUGCUGGCUCGGCCCAAUCCUAUCACUGCUAUCAAGAUAUGCCGCUAUUUCAUCUUUAAUAAUGGACUCUAGCAUCUUCCCCACUACUGAUGUUAGGCUAACAGGGUGAUAGUUCUGUUUUCUCCCUCCCUCCUUUCUUAAAAAGUGGGAUAACAUUAGCCAUUCGCCAAUCCUGAGGAACUGAUCCUGAAUCUAAGGAACAUUGGAAAAUGAUCACCAAUGCAUCCGCAAUUUCCAGAGCCACCUCCUUUAGUACCCUAGGAUGCAGACCAUCCGGACCUGGGGAUUUGUUAGCCUUCAGUCCCAUCAGUCUACUCAUCACCGUUUCCUUCCUAAUGUCAAUCUGUUUCAGUUCCUCUGUUACCUUAUGUCCUUGGCCCAUCCAUACAUCUGGGAGAUUGCUUGUGUCUUCCCUAGUGAAGACAGAUCCAAAGUACUUAUUAAAUUCGUCUGCCAUUUCUCUGUUUCCCAUAACAAUUUCUCCCAAUUCUUCAAGGGCCCAACAUUGUUCUUAACUAUCUUCCUUUUCUUCACAUACCUAAAAAAACUUAUGCUAUCCUCCUUUAUAUUCCUAGCUAGCUUGCGUUCAUACCUCAUUUUUUCUCCCCGUAUUGCCUUUUUAGUUAAGUUCUGUUGCUCCUUAAAAAUUUCCCAAUCAUCCAUCUUCCCACUCACCUUAGCUCUGUUAUACUUCUUUUUUAAUGCUAUGCUAUCUCUGACUUCCUUUGUCAACCACUGUGGCCACUUCCCCCCUUUGAAUCCUUCCUUCUCCGGGGUAUGAACUGAUUUUGCACCUUGUGCAUUAUUCCCAAGAAUACCUGCCAUUGCUGUUCCACUGUCUUUUCUGCUCGGAUAUCCGACCAGUCAACUUUGGCCAGCUCCUCCCUCAUGGCUCCAUAGUCUCCUUUGUUCAACUGCAAUACUGACACUUCUGAUCUGCCCUUAUUCCUCUCAACUUGCAGAUAAAAACUUAUCAUAUUAUGGUCACUACCUCCUAAUGGCUCCCUUACUUCAAGAUCACUUAUCAAAUCCUGUUCAUUGCACAACACUAAAUCCAGAAUAGCCUUAUCCCUGUUCGACUCUCGUACAAGCUGCUCCAAAAAUGCAUCCCGUAGGCACUCCACAAACUCCCUAUCCUGGGGUCCAGUACCAACCUGAUUUUCCUAGUUCACCUGCAUGUUGAAAUCCCCCAUAACUACUGCGACAUUUCCUUUGCCACAUGCCAUUGUUAACUCCCUAUUCAACUUGCACCCAAUAUCCAUGCUACUGUUUGGGGGCCUGUAGAUAACACCUAUUAGGGUCUUUUUGCCCUUACUGUUCCUCAGUUCUAUCCACACUGACUCUACUUCUCCUGAUUCUAUGUCCCCCCUUGCAAGGGACUGAAUCUCAUUCCGCACCAACAGGGCCACCCCACCCCCUCUGCCCACUUUUCUGUCCCUUCGAUAGCACGUAUACCCUUGUAUAUUCAAUUCCCAGGUCUGAUCCCCCUGCAGCCAUGUCUCUGUUAUCCCAACAACAUCAUAGUUACCCAUUCACACCUGAGCUUCAAGCUCAUCUGCCUUAUUUCUGACACUUCGCGCAUUCAGAUAUAGAAUUUUUAACCCAUUUCUCCUCUCUCUGUUUAAAUCACUGCCUAUUUUGCAUAACCCAGCUCCCCGAACUCUCACCGGGCUAUACGCCCCUUGAAUUUUGUUGUCCUUCUUAAAUUUACUUACUCUUUCUGCACAUUUAACUCCAUGCUCCGUCAGACCAUCCCUCUGCACAUGUAUCCUCCUUAUCACUCGUUCCGCUCACCUUUCUCUACUUCACACUUAAUAUUCCGGAACCGUGUAGUCCCCACCUGUCCUUUAUACUUCAUCUCGCUAUCCUCUCUCACAUUCUGGAUCCCUGCCCCCUGCAAAUUUAGUUCAAACCCCCCCAAGCAGCACUAGCAAACUUUCCUGCAAGAAUGUUAGUACCCCUCCAGUUCAGGUGUAAAUGGUGUAAUCUGGAUUUCAAGAGGACUAGAAUAUAAAAGUAAGUUUAUUACACAGAAAGUGGUGACUGGUGAGUGCGUAGACUGGGCUUCCAACGACAGUAGUGGAGGCGGAUACGAUAGGGUCUUUUAAGAGACUCCUGGAUAGGUACAUGGAGCUUAGAAAAAUAGAGAGCUAUGAAUGGGUAAGCCUAGGUAACUUCUCAGGUAAGGACAUGUUCGGCACAGCUUUGUGGGCCAAAAGGCCUGUAUUGCGCUGUAGGUUUUCUAUGUUUCUAUCUCCUUUCAACUUUCCUCCUCUCUCCAUAAACCUAUUCCCUCUCGUACCUAACAUAUCCGCCCCAGGAAAAAGAUUCACCUAUUCUGCCUGUGCUUCUCUUCAGUCAGGUCUCCCCUCAGCAACACCGCACCCCCCCCCCACUCCAGAGAAAAGAACUCAACUUUCUCCAGGCUCUAACGCCUUCUAAUCCCAGCAGCAUCGCGGUGAACAUCUUCUGGAUGCUCUCCAAAACCUCCACAUCCAUUCCAUUUUGCAACUAAACAGUACUCCAAGUGUAACCUAACCAUCUAGAAUUCAAGUUCCAACUCUUAUACUGAGCACCCCAACCGAUGAAGACAAGUCUACUGUACGCCCUCUUUACCACCCAAUCUACCUGCAAGGCUACACUCAGGGAGAUGUGGAGUCAGACCCCAAGAUCCCUCUGCACCGCAACUCUCCUAAGGGUCCUGACAUGUAUUGGACUCUCUUUAUUGACCCGUCCUCCAGCUCCUCAAUUUUAUUUUUAACUAAAGUUAUUGACUCUCUGUGGCAAUAUUGUCUCACUCAGGUCAAUCAUUCCUGGGGUGGUUUGACAGUGUCUCAGGUAGAGUUAUUGUAUUUUACUUGGAGAUAACACAAGGAACAGCCCCUUCCAGCCCUUCAAGCAGCACGGCCAGCAGCCCUCGAAGUAACCCUCACCUAAUCACAGGACAAUUUACAAUGACCGGUAGGUCUUUAGAUUCUGAGAGGAACUUCACUACUGUGGUGCCCAAAUUUUAAAAUUUAGAGAUACAGCUUGGUAGUAGGCCCUUCAGUCCAACGAGUCUGUGCUGUCCGAUUACCCCCAUGUGACCACUUCACAGGCUAACCCACUAUCCAAUUACCCCCAUGUGACCACUACACCGACUAACCCACUGUCCAAUUACCCCCAUGUGACCACUACACCGACUAACCCACUGUCCAAUUACCCCCAUGUGACCACUACACCGACUAACCCACUGUCCAAUUACCCCCAUGUGACCACUACACCGACUAACCCAAUGUCCAAUUACUCCCAUGUGACCAAUUCACCGACUAACCCACCAUCCAAUUACCCCCAUGUGACCACUUUACCGACUAACCCACUAUCCAAUUAUCCCCAUAUGACCACUUCACCAACUAACUCACUGUCCAAUUACCCCCAUGUGACCACUUCACCGACUAACCCACUGUCCAAUUACCCCCAUAUGACCACUUCACCGACUAACCCACUGUCCAAUGACCCCCAUAUGACCACUUCACCGACUAACCCACCGUCCAAUUACCCCCAGUGACCACUUCACCGACUAACCCACUGUCCAAUUACCCCCAGUGACCACUUCACCGACUAACCCACUGUCCAAUUACCCCCAGUGACCACUUCACCGACUAACCCACUGUCCAAUUACCCCCAUGUGACCACUUUACCGACUAACCCACUGUCCAAUUACCCCCAGUGACCACUUCACCGAAUAACCCACCAUCCAAUUACCCCCAUGUGACCACUUUACCGACUAACCCACUAUCCAAUUAUCCCCAUAUGAUCACUUCACCGACUAACCCACUGUCCAAUUACCCCCAUGUGACCACUUCACCGACUAACCCACUGUCCAAUUACCCCCAUGUGACCACUUCACCGACUAACCCACUGUCCAAUUACCCCCAGUGACCACUUCACCGACUAACCCACUGUCCAAUUACUCCCAUGUGACCAAUUCACCGACUAACCCACCGUCCAAUGACCCCCAUGUGACCACUUCACCGACUAACCCACUGUCCAAUUACCCCCAUAUGACCACUUCACCGACCAACCCAGUGUCCAAUUACCCCCAUGUGACCACUUCACCGACUAACCCACUGUCCAAUUACCCCCAUAUGACCACUUCACCGACCAACCCAGUGUCCAAUUACCCCAUGUGACCACUUCACCGACUAACCCACUGUCCAAUUACCCCCAGUGACCACUUCACCGACUAACCCACUGUCCAAUUACCCCCAGUGACCACUUCACCGACUAACCCACCAUCCAAUUACCCCCAUGUGACCACUUCACCGACUAACCCACUGUCCAAUUACCCCCAUGUGACCACUUUACCGACUAACCCAGUGUCCAAUUACCCCCAGUGACCACUUCACCGACUAACCCACUGUCCAAUUACCCCCAUGUGACCACUUCACCGACUCACCCACUGUCCAAUUACUCCCAGUGACCACUUCACCGACUAACCCACUGUCCGAUUACCCCCAUGUGACCAAUUCACCGACUAACCCACUGUCCAAUUACCCCCAUGUGACCACUACGUUGUUGUGAAGGGGAGGUGUGAUGGGAUGGAGACUGGUUGAAGACCUGAUGCCAUAUGUUUUGCUGGGAUACAGACUAUCCAGACAGUGUUGGGCCUCACUCUGGGACUGGAGAUGGAUGGGGAUGGACAAUGAAUUAGUGUGGGAAUGGGGAGCAGAGUGACAUACAGUAUGAAGACAUCCCACCUCUCCCAGAAGUUUUGGGAGUCUCCCACAUAUUGAUAGCGGCUCCCUGAUGGCCAGAAAUUAUAUACAAUAUCCCGGAAAUUGAUGUUUUUGAGAGGGAGGGGGAGAGGGAGAGCGAGAAUCCUGACUGGUCUGUCUUCGUGCUAAGAGCGGUCCCCAACCACCGGGCCGCGAGAAAACGAUAUGAGUCACCUGCACCUUUCCUCAUUCCCUGUCACACCCACUGUUGAGCUUGAACUCACGUGAGGUCAUUACCCGCGCGUCAUCCAUGUCGGCACGGGAAGGAGAUCAACUCCUCAAGCUUACAAAUGACGGCGGGCUGAAAAGUAUGUUUGACAUAACAUCCCUGCCAGCAUUCUGGAUCAAAGUCAAUGCUGAAUACCUUGAGAUAGCCACGAAAGCACUGAAAACGUUGUUUCCAUUUCCAACAUCAUAUCUCUGUGAAGAAGGGUUUUCUGGAUUGAAUGCAAUGAAAAGUAGAUUGCAGAAUAGACUGGACAUAAGGAACCUCCUUUGAGUAUCGCUGUCUCCCAUCACCCCUCGAUGGCACCGUCUUGUUGCAGGGGAACAAGCCCAGGUCUCCCACCGAUUCAGCAAUAUUGGUGCGUUGCAAUGAUUUUAUAUGUUCAUAUGGGGAAAAUAUGUGCUGUGUGUUUAAUAUCCAAACGUUACUUAAAAUGUUAUGAUGCUAUUGACUUACUUAUAUAACCAUAUAACAAUUACAGCACAGAAAUAGGCGAUCUCGGCCCUUCUAGUCCGUGCCGAACGCUACUCUUACCUCGUCCCACCGACCUGCACUCAGCCCAUAACCCUCCAUUCCUUUCCUGUCUAUAUACCUAUCCAAUUUUUCUUUAAAUGAUAAUAUCGAAUCUGCCUCUGACACUUCUACUGGAAGUUCGUUCAACACUUACUUCAAGCUCCCCUGUCCUCCCCUGAUAAUUGACUUAUCACUAUAUUCAUGCGAGGAAAAUAUGCGCUGUGUGUUUAAUAUUAAAUUCAUUAGAUAAACCCUUUUAGAAAUGAAAUUGAGUGUAUUAGCCACUUAUAAGUGACACAGUUGAAUUAUCACCUAUACUCCAGUCGUGAUUACCACACAUCCCCUCUCCCCCCCUGUCGACCAGUCUGCAAAAAUAUUGUCAAUAUUAAACCGGUCCACAGUGCAAAAAAGUUUGGGGACCCCUGCAAGUAGACCUAUCAGUUUUCUCUGUGGGCGGGCUUUGCAGUCGACCUCAAAAAUAAUGACAGUGUUGCUCGCUGCACUGUUUGCAACAGUGACUUUUCUAUUGCCCAUGGUGGGUUAAAAUGUAAAAGACAUGUUGAGGUGAGUUUAACAGGUGUCAUUCGUUCAUUAACAUAGCUAACGUUAUUUAAACUAGCUGGCUGGCUGCUAAGGAGCUACUCUAUUGAUGUCCUACGUGAUGAGGCCAAACUCCCUGUAGACUUGCUUAAAGUUGUAAUAGAAUAAACAUGAUAUAUAAUAAACAUGAUAAUAUAAUAUAA
Mobula hypostoma (lesser devil ray) is the source of this 12266-nucleotide messenger RNA. Its product is annotated as alanine aminotransferase 2-like. The record is from RefSeq and is a predicted model, not a curated record. Gene Ontology annotation, molecular function: L-alanine:2-oxoglutarate transaminase activity; pyridoxal phosphate binding. The transcript is spliced from 12 exons. Bases 172 to 1650 code for a protein of 492 amino acids. Gene Ontology annotation, biological process: biosynthetic process. Lineage: Eukaryota; Metazoa; Chordata; Chondrichthyes; Myliobatiformes; Myliobatidae.